This is a messenger RNA of Magnolia sinica, 1587 nucleotides long. RefSeq names its product KRR1 small subunit processome component. The transcript is spliced from 12 exons. NCBI's taxonomy places the organism in Eukaryota, Viridiplantae, Streptophyta, Magnoliopsida, Magnoliales, Magnoliaceae. Gene Ontology annotation, molecular function: RNA binding. Gene Ontology annotation, cellular component: small-subunit processome; nucleolus. The record is from RefSeq and is a predicted model, not a curated record. The coding region runs from base 112 to 1263 and encodes 383 amino acids.
AGUGCACUUGAAAUCCCCCGCCCUCAAUAGCCUUCUCUUCUUCCUCUCUUCUUCGCCGCAGCUGCGACCACAACCCUAACCCCCGGCUACUGUAUCAUCGAAAACCCGCACAUGGAAGGAGAUGCGGAGAAUGCGUUCGAGCAGCAGAAGCCGAAGAAGCACAAAGGGAAGCACGACAAACCCAAGCCAUGGGACGACCCGAGCAUCGACCACUGGAAGAUAGAUAAAUUCGACCCGUCCUGGAAUGAAGGAGGGAUGCUUGAAAGCUCCUUCUUUGAUGUCCUUUUUCCUCAGUACCGAGAAAAAUACCUGCAGGAAGCGUGGCCUAUGGUGAAACGUGCUUUGAAAGAGCAUGGCAUUGUGUGUGAGCUUGAUUUGGUUAAAGGAGUCAUGUCUGUUAAAACAACUAAGAAGACUAGGGAUCCAUAUAUAAUUAUUAAAGCCAAACAACUCAUGGAGCUAUUAGCUAGAAGUGUUCCUGCACCUCAGGCACUAAAGAUACUGGAUGAUGAGAUGCAAUGUGACAUUAUAAAGAUCGGUAACCUUACACGCAGUAAGGAACGAUUUGUUAAACGAAGACAGCAUCUUUUGGGCCCCAAUUCAUCCACUCUUAAGGCUAUUGAGAUUUUGACAGGUUGCUACGUUCUAGUUCAGGGAAACACUGUUGCUGCUAUGGGUCCAUUCAAGGGUCUAAAACAAGUCCGGAGGAUUGCAGAAGAUUGCAUAACAAAUACACAGCAUCCUAUAUACCAUAUAAAGACCCUUCUGAUGAAGCGAGAACUUGCCAAAAAUCCCGCACUUGCCAAUGAGAACUGGGAUAGAUUUCUUCCCAAGUUUAAAAAGAAAAAUGUCAAGCAAAAGAAGGCAAAGAGUAAAGAAAAGAAACCAUAUACACCAUUCCCGCCUCCUCAACAGCCCAGCAAGGUUGACCUCCAAUUAGAAAGCGGUGAAUACUUCUUAAGUGACCAAAAGAAGUUAGCAAAGAAAUGGCAAGAGAAGCAGGAGAAGCAGGCUGAGAAGACAGCCGAGAACAAGAGAAAAAGAGAGGCUGCAUUUAUUCCUCCAAAGGAAGACUCAAACCAGGUGGCAUCUCAGGAUUCUACUAAAUCCGCUGAAGACGAUAAGAAUGCUCUGGAGGCCUUGGCGAAGUCUGUAAAGGAAAAGUCAAGGAAGCUGGGGAAGCGGAAAGCUGUUGAGGAUAUCAAUGCCGAAUCGUAUAUUGCAGCCCCUGAGAAGCAAAGACCCAAAAAGAAGUCCAGCUAAUUCCUGCCUUAAUCUGGAGAUGUUGAGAGUAGCCCUAGCAACAGGUGAUCAUGGGGUUGGUUCGGGCUCAGAUUUUAAACUGGUCCAGCAGGGCCUAUUCAAAAUGUCGAUAUGCCUGUCCCAGUCCCGGCCCAUUUGCAGCCCCAGUUGGAAGUUGGAUUAUAGCUUUUUCCUAGCCUUUGUUUAUCAUGUAUGACGUCUCUGCCUUGCACCGUGGACGUUUAUUUAUUGGGUUGCUGCAAAUUGAUCUCGUGAAAUUUUGAUAGUCAUUUAAACGGUUAAAACCUUACCUUUUCAAGUCAACAAGAUUUGAGUUUCAUCUCC